This is a messenger RNA of Stereum hirsutum FP-91666 SS1, 1683 nucleotides long. Its product is annotated as isocitrate dehydrogenase. The coding region runs from base 361 to 1617 and encodes 418 amino acids. Gene Ontology annotation, cellular component: mitochondrion. Lineage: Eukaryota; Fungi; Basidiomycota; Agaricomycetes; Russulales; Stereaceae. The record is from RefSeq and is a predicted model, not a curated record. The transcript is spliced from 10 exons. Gene Ontology annotation, biological process: isocitrate metabolic process. Gene Ontology annotation, molecular function: magnesium ion binding; NAD binding; isocitrate dehydrogenase (NADP+) activity.
GGCAAGGAUAAAACCCAGGAAAUUCAUCUUCCGCUUCUUUUGAAUCAACCAUCACGAACACCCCCUGACCUGGCGCUGGACCCGUCCGCCAACCACCCUCCACUCAACCGCGUCCAUAGCUAGUCAAGUUCCCCGACAAAGUCGCCCACGCUCGACCUGUCUUGUCAAGUUUGAAUCCUAUCUCGUCUUGGAGUAACCCAAACAUUCAUAGGAUAAACCCACAAGAUGAUGGUCCUACCUCGAACGAUUGGACGCCUCCCUCGAGGGAGAACGGCCUUCGUUCCCAUAUAUUCGCAUUCGUUGAAGAGCCCCUCGAGUUCUCUCUUCGUUGCUAGAGGAUUCGCGAGCUCGAUGUCGAAUAUGUAUGACAAAAUUGCGGUGAAGAACCCGGUGGUCGAGCUCGAUGGAGACGAGAUGACCCGUAUCAUCUGGAAGAAGAUUCGUGAAGAGCUCGUCCUGCCGUACUUGGACCUGGACAUCAAGUACUACGACCUUGGCGUGGAGAGCCGUGAUGCUACCAACGACCAAGUCACCGUAGACUCCGCCAAUGCCAUUCUCGAAUACGGUGUUGGUAUCAAGUGCGCGACCAUCACUCCUGACGAGGCUCGCGUCCAGGAAUUCAACCUCAAACAAAUGUGGCGCUCGCCCAACGGAACCAUCCGUAACAUCCUCGGCGGCACCGUCUUCCGUGAACCCAUCAUCCUCGACCGUAUCCCCCGCCCCGUCCCAGGUUGGACAAACCCCAUCGUCAUCGGCCGUCACGCCUUCGGCGACCAAUACCGCUCGACAGACUUCGUAGCACCAGGACCCGGGAAGAUUCAGUUGGUGUAUACGCCAGAGGGAGGAGGAAAGCCGACUGUCAUGGAUAUAUAUGAUUUCAAGGGCAAGGGUGUGGCGAUGGCGAUGUAUAACACUGAUGACUCGAUAUCAGGAUUUGCCCACUCUUCGUUCAAGAUGGCGUUGGCCAAGAAGAUGCCGCUCUUCAUGUCGACGAAGAACACCAUCCUCAAGAAGUACGACGGCCGCUUCAAGGACAUCUUCCAGGAGAUCUACGAAUCCCAAUACAAGCCCGAAUUCGAAAAAGCCGGGAUCUACUACGAACAUCGUCUGAUCGAUGACAUGGUCGCGCAGGCCAUCAAGUCCUCCGGAGGAUUCGUCUGGGCGUGCAAGAACUACGACGGAGACGUGCAGUCUGAUAUCCUCGCACAGGGCUUCGGAAGUUUGGGAAUGAUGACGAGCGAGUUGAUCACGCCCGACGGGAAGGUGAUCGAGAGUGAGGCGGCGCACGGAACUGUCACCCGGCACUACCGCGAAUACCAAAAAGGCAACGAAACGUCCACGAACCCCGUCGCGUCCAUCUUCGCAUGGACCCGUGGGCUCAUCCACCGCGCGAAACUCGAUUCGAACACCCUGUUGAAGGAGUGGGCGGAAGAGCUGGAGAAGUCGUGUGUGGAGGUGAUUGAUGAGGACGGGGUGAUGACGAAGGAUUUGGCGUUGGCGAUCCAUGGGAAGGGGAUGAAGAGGGAGCAUUGGGUCGUUACGGAUGUUUAUAUGGAUGCUGUCAAGAGCAAGCUCGACAAGAAGCUCGCGGCCAAGGCGAAGAAGUCCACCUCGUGAACGCAGCGUCCAGGAUGGUGACGUAACGGAUUUCUAUCUUGUUUAGGACGCUUAUACAUCUACAUU